This is a messenger RNA of Oncorhynchus nerka (sockeye salmon), 7370 nucleotides long. Its product is annotated as AP-3 complex subunit beta-1-like. Gene Ontology annotation, biological process: vesicle-mediated transport; anterograde synaptic vesicle transport; intracellular protein transport. NCBI's taxonomy places the organism in Eukaryota, Metazoa, Chordata, Actinopteri, Salmoniformes, Salmonidae. Gene Ontology annotation, cellular component: membrane coat; clathrin adaptor complex; AP-3 adaptor complex. The record is from RefSeq and is a predicted model, not a curated record. The coding region runs from base 662 to 4042 and encodes 1126 amino acids. The transcript has 27 exons.
ACUAAACUACCACCCUACAAGCACUGACUCUGGCAGAGAGAACCAACUCAGCUACCACCCUACAGCUACACACGGACAGAGAACUAAUCUAUGUCCAGAGAAGAGGAGGAGAAGCGGAAGAAGAAGCCAUUGUCUGGUGGGCCAAGGAUCUGUCAGACAGGGAACUUCAUCCCUUCUCCAGAUUGGAUUUAAAACAGUGAAGACUGAGUCAUACUAGUAGUCUGCAAAGAGGGCAACUUCAACUUGCAACUCCCUCUACCGACAUCGAGCUCAGAUGGUGCUCAAUAGUUUAGUAGCCUGAUGUGAGAGAGAGAGAGCUAGGGAGAGAGAGCGAGAGAGCUAGAGGUGGAGAGAGGGAGAGAAAGCUAGAGAGAAGGAGAGCUGGGGAGCGAGAGAGAGACGGAGAGAAAGCAAGAGCAAGAGAGCAGGAGAGCGAGAUGACAGGCAGGAAACGCCUGGAGUCACAGGACUGAAAUAAAGCAGAACAGAGUAUAACUGGAUGACCAGGGGGAGCUGUCUGUGCCAGGGAGAGGGCCAGAGGUUUAGCCAGCUGCAAGGGCAUCCUGUGUCUCCUCUUACCUACUGACAGAAGUGGAGAAAGAAGAGUGAGGAAGACUGACAGAGAGAGAGCAACAGACAGGCCUGUAGAAACUGUAGCAGUAUGAAUGGUCACCGGGGUUUCUCUGUGCUGCGUUCUGAGGCAGCAGGGGCUGUGAGGACAGCUCUGGUGUCUGCUGAGAACCUCCAGCUCACCUUAAAGACUGAACUCAGCCAGGAGGAGCAGCACCUCACACCCCACACACACACCAAUGGAGGCCCCGAUGAGACACACACCAAAGGGUACUGUACAGAAGUGAAUGAAGACCUUAAAGAGAUGCUUGAGAGCAACAAGGAGUCGCUUAAGCUGGAGGCCAUGAAGAGGGUUGUUGGGCUGAUCGCAAAGGGGAAGAAUGCCUCUGAGCUGUUCCCAGCAGUGGUGAAGAACGUGGCUAGUAAGAAUAUAGAGCUGAAGAAGUUGGUGUAUGUGUACCUGGUGAGGUAUGCAGAGGAGCAGCAGGACCUGGCUCUACUGUCCAUCAGCACCUUUCAGAGGGCCCUCAAGGACCCUAACCAGCUGAUCAGAGCCAGUGCUCUCAGGGUUCUGUCCAGUAUCAGAGUCCCAAUCAUCGUUCCCAUCAUGAUGCUGGCCAUCAAGGAGGCUGCCUCCGACAUGUCCCCUUACGUCAGGAAAACAUCCGCCCACGCCAUCCAGAAACUCUACAGCCUGGACCAGGAUCAGAAGGAGCUCCUGAUAGAAGUCAUUGAGAAACUGCUGAAGGACAAAAGCACAUUGGUAGCAGGCAGCGUUGUGAUGGCCUUUGAGGAGGUGUGUCCGGACCGUAUUGACCUGAUCCAUAAGAACUACCGUAAACUCUGUAACCUGCUAGUGGACGUGGAGGAGUGGGGUCAGGUGGUCAUCAUCUCCAUGUUGACACGCUAUGCCAGGACACAGUUCACCAGCCCCUGGAAAGAGGACGGUGUGUUUGAUGAGCACAAUGAGAGGGCGUUCUAUGAGUCUGAUGAGGAAAAGACUAGAGAUGAGACUGAGGCCAAGCCCUACAUGAUGGACCCUGACCACAGACUGCUGCUCAGGAACACCAAGCCUCUACUACAGAGCAGAAACACUGCCGUGGUGAUGUCUGUAGCCCAGCUGUACUGGCACCUGGCUCCUAAAAACGAGGUCAGCAUCGUCACCAAAUCUCUGGUCAGACUGCUCAGAAGCCACAGAGAGGUGCAAUACAUUGUGUUACAGAACAUAGCCACCAUGUCCAUUCAGAGAAAGGGCAUGUUUGAACCUUACAUGAAGAGUUUUUAUGUGAGAUCCACAGAUGCCACUCACAUCAAAUCACUCAAGCUGGAGAUCUUGACCAGCCUGGCCAACGAAGCCAACAUCUCCACCAUCCUUAGAGAGUUCCAGACCUAUGUGAAGAGCCAGGACAAGCAGUUUGCUGCCGGUACCAUCCAGGCCAUAGGCAGGUGUGCCACCAACAUCUCUGAGGUCACAGACACCUGCCUCAAUGGGCUGGUGCUGCUGCUCUCCAACAGAGACGAGACGGUGGUCGCGGAGAGUGUGGUGGUGAUCAGGAAGCUGCUCCAGAUCCAGCCCACCCAGCACAGUGAUAUCAUCAAACACAUGGCCAAACUCUUUGACAACAUCACUGUGCCGAUGGCGCGGGCCAGCAUCCUGUGGCUAAUGGGAGAGUAUUGUGAGAGGGUCCCUAAGAUCGCCCCUGACGUCCUCCGCAAGAUGGCCAAGAGCUUCACCUCUGAGGAGGACAUCGUCAAGCUCCAGACUGUCAACCUGGCUGCCAAACUCUACCUCACCAACUCCAAACAGACUAAGCUGUUGACCCAGUACAUUCUGAACCUGGGGAAAUAUGACCAGAACUAUGACAUCAGAGACCGCACGCGAUUCAUCCGUCAGCUCAUUGUGCCCAAUGACAAGAACGGAGCGCUCAGCAAGUACGCCCACCGCAUUCUGCUGGCGCCCAAACCAGCAUCUGUCCUCGAGUCUGCCUACAAAGACCGCGAUCGUUACCAGUUGGGAACCCUGUCCCACACCAUCAACACCAAAGCCAGUGGCUACCUGGAGCUCUCUGAUUGGCCCGCCGUGGCUCCUGACAAAUCAGUGAGGAAUGUGGAGGUGAUUGAGCCGGGGAAGGAGUGGGCUCCAUCUCUAGGGAAGACUGGGAAAUCCAAGCCUGCCAAGUCAUCAGAUGACAAGUUCUACUCUGACUCUGGAGAGGAGGAGGAGGAGGAGGAGGGAUCAGGGAGCAGUAGCAGUGAGGAUGGCAGUGGCAGUAGUAGUAGUGAAGAGUCAGGCAGCGAUGCAGAGAGCCAUGUCCAGAAGAACAGCAGUCAGAGCAGUGAGGAGUCAGACAAGUCCUCCAGCCAAUCAGAGAAGAGUUCCAGUGAAUCUGACUCUGAAAAGGAGAGGAAAACUAAGACCCCACUACAGAAGAAGACAGUCAAACCAACCGCCAAAGACGGUGAUUCGGAUGAGAAUGGGAACGUUGCUAAAGAAGCCAACAGUUCGUCUGCAGAAGAGAGCUCCUCUGAUUCAGAAUCAGACUCUGACACCCACACAGACUCUGACUCAGGCACCGAACACAAGAAGAAGACCAAGUCUAAAGCCAAACCCAAGGUGGAGGUGAAGUCAACAAAGGAGGUGUCUCUGUUGGAUCUGGGUGACUUCACUCCUGCACCAGUGACCCAGCACAAGUCUUCUGUCCUCUCUCCUAGCCUUCUAGGAGACCUGGAGGGCCUGUCACUCUCCAAUGUCUCCUCCACCAUCCAGUUGAGCGGUCCAGCGUUUGUCCCAGAGAAGAGCCAUGACCUGCUGCACCGUAUGACAGGUAAAGGUCUGUCAGCCCAGUACCAGUUCCCCAGACAGCCCUGUCUCUACCAGCCCACCAUGGUCUCAGUCCAGAUCAGCCUGACCAACACCACAGACCACCCUCUGGAACAGAUCCACAUUGGAGACAGGAGCCCCACAGGACUCAACAUACACUGCUUCAAUACUAUAGAGUGUCUGGAGCCAGAGGCCUCAGUGACUGUUUUCAUCGGCAUCGACUUCAACGACUCAACACAAGCAGCCAACUUCCAGCUGUGUACGAAGGAGGACCAUUUCAGUGUGUCCAUCCAGCCUGCCAUAGGGGAACUCCUCCUGCCCAUCACCAUGACCGAACUGGACUUCCGCAAGGAGCAAAGUAAACUUCUGGGCAUGAACGAGAGCUCGGCAACCAUCACCAUGGCAGCAGAGAACAUGACCAGCCAACCAAUCAGCAGACCAGUGGCAACUGUGGCCAACCUGGGAGUGGUUCCAUCCAGUCAAGACAACGUCCACAGGUUUGCUGGUAAGACGGCCAGUAGUGGAGCUGUGGUGCUGGUGAUGGUGGAGCUGAGGGAGUCGUCUACAGCACUGAUCACCAUCAACACAGAGAAGAGUGUCAUGGGCUCCAUGCUGCUGCGAGACCUUAAACUGGCCCUGGCCCAGGCCUAGAGUCUACAGCGCCCCCUAGCCCUAGUCCUCCAACACAGGGAGAAAUGCACAGCUGCCAUGGAGAGGUCUCAUACACAUAUGCAUGCAAAAACACACAUACACAACAUUUAUUUCUGUCUCCCAAUCUCAAUUCUUCUUCCUCUCUUUCAUUCUCUGUCACGCAAAUACACACUUACAUGCAGGCAAAGAGAUUGAUAUGAUUUCUCUCAUGCUUAAACAUCCUCUCAUACGGUACACACUCAUACACACACAUCAUCAUAUUUUUUUACACUGUGACAGUGUAUUGUCAGCAAUGAGCAUCAAUGUUCAUUUCAACAGGACACUUGUUUCUCCCUAGACCUGAGACUCUGUUUCUCCCUAGACCUGAGACUCUGUUUCUCCCUAGACCUGAGACUCUGUUUCUCCCUAGACCUGAGACUCUGUUUCUCCCUAGACCUGAGACUCUGUGUCUCCCGAGACCUGAGACUCUGUGUCUCCCUAGACCUGAGACUCUGUGUCUCCCUAGACCUGAGACUCUGUGUCUCCCUAGACCUGAGACUCUGUGUCUCCCCAGACCUGAGACUCUGUGUCUCCCCAGACCUGAGACUCUGUGUCUCCCCAGACCUGAGACUCUGUGUCUCCCCAGACCUGAGACUCUGUGUCUCCCCAGACCUGAGACUCUGUGUCUCCCCAGACCUGAGACUCUGUGUCUCCCCAGACCGGAGACUCUGUGUCUCCCCAGACCGGAGACUCUGUGUCUCCCCAGACCAGGUAACCAAAAAUGUGUUCAUCAUUCAAUGAGGUCUGUAUCACUUUUGGUGAAAAGAACUGAAUAUAUUAAAACUGUAACGUGAAUUAUGGUUGACGGUUGUUUUGAAUGAGUCUCUCUUGAUUGUGGUUCUUUGUGUGUUUGGUUAGUGUGUCGGGUUGUUUUCCAGUGUGUUUAUGGGUAGGGUUGUGGUGCAGUGUGACUAACUGGGUCUUGGGUUUCGGUGCGUUGGCUAUGUGUGUGUUGGGCUAGGAUGCAAUGUUGGGUUGGUUUAGGAUGCGUUGUGUUGGGUUAGGGUGCUGUGUUUUGUGUCUGGCUGUGUUAGAGUAUAGUGUGUUUGUUUGUGUUGUGGUUUGUCUGGCUGUGUUUUCCAGCUCAUAAGCGAGGUGUCUCUGAGGGCUAUAGAGAACACCUGUUAGAUCAUCCAUCACCUCUCCCUACGCACGUACUCCCCCUGCCAGCUGUUCAUCACACACACACACCGACAAGCCAUAGACAAUCACUACAACAGACCGCAAAAUAUUUUUUCACACCCACUUCUUCUGCCAUUUUCCCCUCUCAGACACACACAGCGAGAGCUGCAACUGGCAGUGUAUAGAAACGGCUUUAUCUGCCAUUAUGACACAAGCCGUUAAGGCCUACUGCAGCUGUAACUUACAGCUCCGUCUGACACACACACACACAAAUCUGGAGCUUUUACACUCCCGGCUUGACGUUUUUAUGUCCCAUUUAGAGAAGGAAUGGUCUGCUGCUAAAUCAAACUUUACUCAACACAGACGUCCUGGUCUGCUGCUAAAUCAGACUUUACUCAACACAGAGGUGCUGGUCUGCUGCUAAAUCAGACUUUACUCAACACAGACGUGCUGGCCUGCUGCUAAAUCAGACUUUACUCAACACAGACGUGCUGGCCUGCUGCUAAAUCAGACUUUACUCAACACAGACGUGCUGGCCUGCUGCUAAAUCAGACUUUACUCAACACAGACGUCCUGGCCUGCUGCUAAAUCAGACUUUACUCAACACAGACGUGCUGGCCUGCUGCUAAAUCAGACUUUACUCAACACAGACGUCCUGGCCUGCUGCUAAAUCAGACUUUACUCAACACAGAUGUCCUGGCCUGCUGCUAAAUCAGACUUUACUCAACACAGAUGUCCUGGCCUGCUGCUAAAUCAGACUUUACUCAACACAGAUGUCCUGGCCUGCUGCUAAAUCAGACUUUACUCAACACAGAUGUCCUGGCCUGCUGCUAAAUCAGACUUUACUCAACACAGAUGUCCUGGCCUGCUGCUAAAUCAGACUUUACUCAACACAGAGGUGCUGGUCUGCUGCUAAAUCAGACUUUACUCAACACAGAUGUCCUGGCCUGCUGCUAAAUCAGACUUUACUCAACACAGAUGUCCUGGCCUGCUGCUAAAUCAGACUUUACUCAACACAGAUGUCCUGGCCUGCUGCUAAAUCAGACUUUACUCAACACAGAUGUCCUGGCCUGCUGCUAAAUCAGACUUUACUCAACACAGAUGUCCUGGCCUGCUGCUAAAUCAGACUUUACUCAACACAGACGCCCUGGCCUGCUGCUUCAUACUUGUAGCUUACUGGGCUGAACUGAAGUCAUGUAUGUUUGCAUUAGAUAUUGUUUCCACUAUGGAGAUUGGUUCGGUGUUGUUGUAAUGAAUAUAUACGGUAUCUUAGAUGCUUUCUUUCAUGUUCCAGUUAACAUUAGGGAAAGGGGGAUACCUAGUCAGUUGUAAAACUGAAUGCCUUCAACUGAAAUGUGUCUUCCACAUUUAACCCAACCCCUCUAAAUCAGAGAGGUGGGGGGGACUGCCUUAAUCGACAUCCACGUCUUCGGUGCCCGGGGAACAAUGGGUUAACUGCCUUGCUCGGGCAGAAUGACAGAUUUCUACCUUCUCAGCUCAGGGAUUCGAUCCAGUAACCAAAAGGGCCCAACCCUCUAACCACUAGGCUAUCAUUAUCAGACAUAUUUAUAGGAAUUUGUGUGAGAGGCUGGGUUUGAGCCGGGAUUGACUGUGGGUCACAAGACUGUGUAAGCCCGCUAAACGGAAGCUUAAGUACUGUGAAUGCAAUUUCCCUUCACGUUCGGGCAUUAGAAGGUUUGGGCAUUAGAAGGUGUAGUGUAGUAAAGAGCCUCUAGUGUGUGUGUGUGUGUAGGGGGGGACCUUACGUCUGUUUUGGCAACACUAAGUCAACAUCCAACAGACUACAUUUUACUAGAUUGCCAUUUUUCAUUACAACACAAAUCAGGAAAUACGUGAGAGCGGACAAUUAUCAUUUGAUAACACAAACAAAGGUGGUACCAACAGCAUGUUCAUUUAAAUAUUCUGAGUGGCUGAGUGACCUGAUUCUCUGGAUGCCUCUCCCCAAUAGCUAAACAACCAUACGUUCUGUGCAUGUGCUACUUUAUUGUGAAAGGUAUGUUGUACAAACCUCUUAGUCUGCUGUUACUUUAAAGAACAUGAUGAUCAACAUGUUGUACAACGGUCCGCGAGUGAAACUCUGAAAUGAACACUUAUUUCAUAGUAGACACUAGAUGCAGUUCUAAUAAACAGAGUGGUUUCUGUUUUC